Neolamprologus brichardi is the source of this 1726-nucleotide messenger RNA. NCBI's taxonomy places the organism in Eukaryota, Metazoa, Chordata, Actinopteri, Cichliformes, Cichlidae. The record is from RefSeq and is a predicted model, not a curated record.
GCCAAUCAAAUACACUUGGAGAGACUGCAGAAUGAAUCAACGUGAGUGGAAAGAUGCUGUCCACAGACUCCAGAGACUUCUGGAGCCGAGCCGCCACAGCAUGGGGAAUGCCUCCAGAGGUUACAGAGAGUGGGACACUUACCAUGAACACUCGAGAUAUACUGUUCCUGAACCACAUAGGAGUGAUGUGAGGUGGAAAGAGCUCAGUUCUUCAUCUCAUCAUGUUCAUAGUAAAGUCCCAGAGGUGGAGAACCCGGACGGAGAGCCGCUGCCAUACAGUGAAGAGGAUGUAGAGCUAGCAAGAAACAAGCAGCUCCUCAGAGAGAUGGAGGAGAGAAUGCACAAGAAAGCUACACUCGCCAUGAAAACGCGGUUUGUGGAGACACCACCGGGUGUUUCCGGUGACGAGCCUCCGGCUAUGUGUGUAGGUCAAACUCUAAGAGACAGAGUGAAGGAGAUUCUGAUGCAGCGACAAUACCUCAGCUAUUUCUCAAAGGUGCAGUCGGCCAGAGAGAGAAGGAGCUCCUCCUGCCUGAGCAAAGGCGAUGUGCUGCAGGAACAGCAUCCUCUGAAGCUCAGAGUGAAGGUUCUAAUGAAGAAGAGACACACUGCUGUACCACCUUACAGUGAACAGGGCCCUGACGUUGCAUGGCCUCCUUCCAGCCCAAGCGUCACAUCACCAGCUAAGAGAGAGGACGUCAUCAACAAGGGUUUCGAGUGCUUCCUCAGCGUGCUCAACAAAGGAGUCGACAUCAACUUGCUCAAACCUGAGGAUGACUGUGGCGAGGUCCCUGGUGUGUCACUGCCACCUCUCGGCCGAAGCAUUUCUUCACCAGCAAAGGAUGAAAAUAAUGUCAACAAGGGUUUUGAGCGCUUCCUCAGCAUCCUCAACAAAGGCGUGGACAUCGAAAUGUUUAACAAGAUUAUGAGCAAUGAUAGAGACGAUCUUCCUUUAGGUGAGGAGCCCCUGAACAUUCAGAUCCCUGACAUGGAGAGCAAAUCAGAUCCACCCUUUAGGACUGAGAAGCAACAGCUGAAUAGUGGAGCUUCGCUGCUGGGCCUCAGACAGCCCAGUGAAAGUAUACUCAGCAUGGACAAUGACAUUGAGCCGAGCCGAACCCAGAGAAACGAAAGCCAACGGUUGUUUAGUGGUGCCUCACUGCAAGGUCUCAGCCCACCCAGUGAAAACCAGUGCUCACACAGUAGAGCCAUUCUGUUACUCAACCAGGCCAGUGAAAGCCAACAGCUAAAUACCGGAGCCUCACUGUCAGGCUUCAUGGCACCUAACACGGCUUUCCCUGAUCCCAGCCUUCUUACAAACAGUGCCUCAUUUCCAAACAGUGCCUCAUUUCCAAACCCGGACCUGUCUGUGAGCGAAGGCCAAGAUGGGUCAGCCUCUGUUUCUCGCUGCCUGAGAGUCAUCAAUACCGAGCAGGCAUCCUCUCAGAGCCUCACAGGUGGACGCAACCGGAGACGGCGUCGCAAAAAACAUAUGAUAUAUUUCAGGAAUCCCAUAAGUAUUUUAGAGAACCACAAUAAUGCAUUGAAGACACCACUGGCACCACAGGACUCAGAGGUAUGCACAAAGACUGUGGGUAAUGACCCCUGCACUGAGGAGUUAAAAGAGGAGAAGCCGCAGCUAACAGAGGAGGAAAUAAAGGCGAACCUGAGGAAAAAGGUUGGUGUUCAGUCGGUUUGGCCAGCUCUUGAGGCCAUGCCAUGCUAA